Ooceraea biroi (clonal raider ant) is the source of this 2097-nucleotide messenger RNA. RefSeq names its product XK-related protein 6. Gene Ontology annotation, biological process: phosphatidylserine exposure on apoptotic cell surface; apoptotic process involved in development; engulfment of apoptotic cell. The record is from RefSeq and is a predicted model, not a curated record. NCBI's taxonomy places the organism in Eukaryota, Metazoa, Arthropoda, Insecta, Hymenoptera, Formicidae. Gene Ontology annotation, cellular component: plasma membrane.
GGUUGCUUGCUUGUUUGUACGUUGCCGCAUUUCGCCAGCAAUUCUGUCGGUAGUUGUCAAGUCUGUCGGUGGUGUCGCUAGCGAACGGUCGCUGUAACGAGAGCUAGUGAAAAAAUAGUUCACUAGCAACUCCAGAAUCGCCUUAAAUUGUAAAACAUGCGUCAGUGUUGAUCAGUGUGCGUUUAGAAAUGUAUGAGGAAGUUGUUUCAUACAUAUUUCUCUAAAUUGUUAUUUCUACACAUUCCAAUGGAAUAUAAUUUUUCGUGACAGGAACAAUAGGAAUUAUGGAAGAAAGAAAUCACAAACAUCACCUUGGCCACUUGGCUAACAUGUUUCCAGUCAUUCAUUUUAAUACCGACGUCGUGGACAUACCGACAGAUGCUCCUUGCAUCUCCAAGUUAGAUAUCUUUCUUUUGGCUUGUUCCAUCGUUAUGCAUAUUUUGGACAUGUGCUUUGACUAUAACAUCGCCGUCCGAUAUUGUCUGGCCGGCAAAAUGACAUAUUUUGCUUGGACAAUGUGUCUUAUCAUCCUGCCUUCUUUGGUGAAUGUCAUCGUCAGCAAAAGAAUGCAACGUCAAGAUAAAGAAAUGAAUUCUAGUACAGACUCGUUAAGUGACAAUAAGACAACACGUUUACUGAUUCAAAGCAAAUUAUGCUUUGUGAUUGCUGUCGUUAUGCAAUUAGCACCAGUUAUACAUUACUGGGAAACCUUGAAGUAUGCCUUAAAAGCACGCAAAUGCGAGAAGUCUGGAGAUCAUGCUGGCGAGAGACGAUAUUACAUCAAGAUGCUCAAGGAGGAUCAGGAUGUUGCGUUAUUGAGAGUGUUUGAAUGUUUUUUAGAAGCAGCACCACAACAAAUCCUGCAGCUGACGUUAAUGCUGAAGCAUUACCAUAAUGAAGUUAAUUUUGAAUUUGUACACCAAGUAGGUAGUAUCGUUAGUUCACUCACAAGUAUGGGAUGGGCCAUGGCCAGUUAUCAUCGCAGUGUUCGACUAGCACAACAGGAUAAAUCGAACAUUAGUAUUGUAGGAACCGUUCUGCAAUUUCUGUGGCACUUCUGCAUUACAGUGGCAAGAAUCAUAUCGCUCGGUGUGAUUGCGAGCGUUUGGCCCCUGUAUACCAUACUUGGUUGCGUACUGCACUGGAUAAGCAUGACAAUUUGGAUCUUAAUCGAUUCUAAUGGAAUAUUAGAAUUUUGUCGAACCUACAGUCGCCCACCGCACAUGCAACCAAUGUUCAAGGAACGCAUUUAUUCUAUAUUAUUUGCCACGGUCAUUGGUAUAGUCCAUACUUUUAUAUUUCUAAAUACCAUAGAUGGCAACACAUUUUGGAAGCAUCUGUGUUUUUAUAUGCUCUGUGGGUUGGAAAAUGUCGCCGCAAACCUAUUGUGGCGAUAUACUGAACUUUCUCCUGAAGUUAAGAGUGCUUGGUAUUUUGAUACGUUUCCUAUUAUCUGUCUCGUCUCCUUUGUUCUGGGAGUGGCAGCAAUAUUAGUGUACUAUACUAUGUGUCAUCCCUCAAAAAGACGACAUAGUUUAAACACACCGUUACAAGUGGCGUAACUGUAGAUGUCAAUUAUAAGAAUCUCGAAAUCUUAUGCAAUUUUCAAUGUUUUUUUGUUACAUAUGGACUUGAAGUUAAAACUGAACAACGAUUUUGUUAUGCAUUAUUCGUAACUUUUUUUGUAAGUUUUUUCAAAUCUGAAAAAAUUUAUAUAUUAUACUUCUGCAAAAUAGUUGUAAUUGCUCAAUAUAACUAAGACUAUUUCGACAUUUAAAAUAACAUUUUGUACUUCAUAAUUUAAGAAUAACGUUCUUUAAAGACUGCAUUUUGUAUGAGUAUCUGGUCACAUCAAUUUGGAUGGGCUAAUGAAACUAAGAAGAUAUUCUUUAGAUUUAAUUUAAGCUAUAACGAAGUAAUAUCUCUCAGGGAUAUUUGUACCAUGUGAUUUCAAAACCAUAUUUUGUAUGAAACAUACUAUGGGUUUAAGAUUAUUCAUUAAAUGCAUUAGAUAUUACCAAAAUGAUAUCUAAGGCUUAGUAUGAAUAUUUUACAUAUUCAGAAAAAAACGAGGAACGAAAUAUACAUACAAAACAU